This is a messenger RNA of Diversispora eburnea, 270 nucleotides long. The record is from the annotation of a GenBank genome assembly. NCBI's taxonomy places the organism in Eukaryota, Fungi, Glomeromycota, Glomeromycetes, Diversisporales, Diversisporaceae.
AUGGCUGAGAAUGUACCAAAACCACUUGAAACUAUUAUAUUUAUAAUGGAUUAUGAUAAUCCAUGGAUAUUUAGUGCUAAUAGUUUAAGAAAAUUUUUUGAAGGGUGGCGUUGUAAAGGGGGAGAAGGAAAUAAAAUGCCUAGGAGAUUACGUAUUAAACGUUCAUCUACCUCGGAUGGUUUAUUAUUACCAUCAUUAAAUUUGGUAGCAAUAAGUAGCGAGCAUUUUAAAGUUAUUGAAGAAUAUGGAAUUCAAUUUGAUAUAAAAUAA